Molecule: messenger RNA, 935 nt
Organism: Caenorhabditis elegans
Lineage: Eukaryota; Metazoa; Nematoda; Chromadorea; Rhabditida; Rhabditidae
Gene: T24A6.16
Product: LisH domain-containing protein
Exons: 7
Coding region: 6-935 (309 amino acids)
Biological process (GO): positive regulation of response to oxidative stress; chondroitin sulfate proteoglycan biosynthetic process
Cellular component (GO): membrane
Molecular function (GO): sulfotransferase activity; chondroitin 4-sulfotransferase activity
Source: RefSeq, marked reviewed
AGAAAAUGCACAAAUUGACACAUCGGUUUGGUCUGACACUUUUUGUUCUAUUAUCGCUUUAUUUUGUUUCCAGACGGUUUAAUGUUGAUAACGCUGAAGAGAUCUCCACUAAAGCUUUUAUAAAGCCAUUCAUCAGCUAUGCACCAAGCUUUUUUACGGCUCCUGAUAAUAAACUCAUAGCAUGUGAAAUCAGCAAAUCCAUGUCUCAAUUAACGCUAAAUCUAAUGUGUUUAUUGUACAAUGAAACACAGUAUUUGGCGGAUAAUAACAGUUUUAGUGACACCUGGGCAACAAGUAACAGAAGCUGCACCAAAGAAUUCAACUUUUUGAAUCCAUCAGAAGUCUUGAAAAUUGAUAAGAACACGGUUCGGUUUGCUUUCGUACGGGAUCCGUUUCGCCGCUUUGUGUCAUUAUACUUGAAUAAAUGCGUUAACAAAAACGAGUGCUAUGAUUGUGGAAGCGAUAUGCGGUGCGUUGUAGAAAAAAUCUACAAUUCGUUUUACGAUAUACAAAAUAGUCGGAAUGAAACAUUAAAGAUUGGUCAUAUUGAGGCACAUGCUGCUCCAGUUACUUGGAAUUGCAACUUCCAUCAGGGAAUCGAGAAAUGGGAGCUGCUGGCAAUGGGCUCAGAUACCGAAGAGAGAGUUUCAUCGGCUGCAAGACUCGCCGACAUUUUAAGAAAACAAGGAGUCCGAGGUUCUCUAGUAGAGAAAAUCCACAAAAAUAUUUUAACUGCCGAAACCGCCCAUUCUACUCACAAAUCGAGCAACCGCUAUGAAGCUGAACGGCAGGUUCGAGAAGAUCCGUUUGUUCGUGAUUACCUGCACAAAAUUUAUUUAUUCGAUUAUCUUGUGUUUCCAUUUGAUAGAAGAGUAUUAGACACGGCAUAUCAGAAGAUUGACUCAAAGUUGUUCUUAGAAGAAGUUGCGAAAUGA